GAUGUACAACUUGUAGUUGUAAGGAAAAGAGGGGUGGGUGAGUAAGUGAGUGGAAAAAAUUUAAUUUUAAUUUUUUAAUUUUUUUUUUUUUGUGUUAUUAACUUAUCAUCACCAUCAUCAUCAAAUUACAUGGUUGUGUUAAAAUGGAUACUUUGUUUAGACUAGUUAGUUUCCAACAACCACACCCACAACAACAACAACAACAACAACAAUUAUCUUCUGAUCAAUCUUCUUUCAACAAUUCAACAAAUUCAAGUAGCUCUUCUAUUAGAUCUUCUAAACAAAAUCACCAUUAUUAUCAACAACCACAAUUACAACAAUACCCUCAAGAUCAUCAUCAUCAUCAUCAAGAUCAAGAAGAAGAAUGCUUCAACUUUUUCAUGGAUGAAGAAGACUUUUCUUCUUCUUCUUCUCAUAAUAAACAACAUCAUCAUCAUCAUCAUCAUCCUCAAACACAACCAUACCCUUCUUCUUAUCAUCCCCAUCAUCAUCAUCAUCAUCAUCAUCAACAUCAACCAUUACAAUAUCAUCCAUCAACUUCACCAUCCACCACCACUACUUCAACACCAACUAAUACAACUACAACCACCACACCACUCCCUCUUAUAUCCGACCCUUCAUUUUACUCAGGCAAAUGGGCUAAUACCCUUCUCCUAGAAGCUGCGCGAGCGGUGUCAGACUCCGACACCGCUCGCUUACACCAGCUUCUAUGGAUGCUUAACGAGCUCGCAUCCCCAUACGGGGACGUCGAGCAAAAGUUAGCAUCUUACUUCACACAAGCCCUCUUCACUCGCAUGACAGAUUCAGGUGACAGAUGCUACCACACCAUGAGAACCGCAGCAGAUAAGUCCUUUUCAUUUGAAUCAACACGUAAAAUGUUGCUUAAGUUCCAAGAAGUUAGCCCUUGGACUACUUUUGGUCAUGUAGCUAGCAAUGGCGCACUUAUUGACGCUUUAGAUGGGGAACAUAAUCUACACAUAAUUGAUAUAAGUAACACUUUCUGUACACAAUGGCCUACUUUGUUAGAAGCUGUUGCUACUCGUAUGGAUGAAACACCACAUUUGAAGCUAACUACUGUACUCGAUGGUGAUGAACCAGGUGUUCAGAGAGUGAUGAGAGAGAUUGGGAAUAGGUUAGAGAAGUUCGCAAGAUUAAUGGGUGUACCAUUUAAGUUUAAAGUUAUACAUCAUGUAGGAGAUUUAUCAAACUUUGAUUAUUCUCAACUUGAUAUAAGAGAAGAUGAAGCAGUAGCUAUUAACUGUGUUAACUCACUUCACUCAGUGAGUCAACACAGAAGAGACACCAUUUUUGCAGCUUUUCGAAGGUUGAACCCUAAAGUUGUCACCAUUGUUGAAGAAGAAGCAGAUUUUGUGGGUCCUACUCCUACUCAUACUCAUACUCAUACUCCUACAUCGGAUGAGUUUGUACGAGGAUUUGAAGAGUGUUUAAGGUGGUUUAGGGUUUACUUUGAAUCAUUAGAUGAAUGUUUUGGUAGAACGAGUAAUGAGAAGUUGAUGCUAGAACGGGCAGCGGGCAGGGGACUUGUGGAUUUGUUAGCCUGCCCGGAGUCCACGUCAUCGGAGAGGAGAGAGAUUGCGAGUAAGUGGACAGGUAGGAUGCGUGGGGCCGGAUUUGUACACGUGGCGUAUAGUGAUGAAGUGUGUGAUGACGUAAGAGCUUUAUUGAGAAGGUAUAAAGAAGGAUGGUCAAUGACACAGUGUAGUGAGUCUUCGUCUUCGUCUUCGACUGCCGGAAUAUUCUUGAAUUGGAAGGAUCAACCGGUGGUGUGGGCCAGUGCAUGGAAGCCAUAGUUGUGGAUGGCACGUGCGAUCAUGCAUUUUGGACCACGCUUGCACGUGCAUGCAUUUCAAUGUGUGUGAGUUUUAGGGGUGUGAGUUUUUUUUUUAAUUUUUGUUAAUUUAAUUGAAAUUCCUCUUAAACAAGUAGGAAAAAGUGAAGGCAAUGAGAUACUAUCAUAUUAGGUUGCAACUUGGAUUUUGGAUAGGGUUUGAUGACAAUGCAUGAAUUGGUGAUUAUGAUGAUAUAAUAUUUGGGUUCAAUUUUAUUUUUUUUCAA
Molecule: messenger RNA, 2076 nt
Organism: Beta vulgaris subsp. vulgaris (sugar beet)
Lineage: Eukaryota; Viridiplantae; Streptophyta; Magnoliopsida; Caryophyllales; Amaranthaceae
Product: protein SHORT-ROOT
Exons: 1
Coding region: 144-1811 (555 amino acids)
Biological process (GO): asymmetric cell division; leaf development; negative regulation of mitotic cell cycle
Cellular component (GO): nucleus
Molecular function (GO): sequence-specific DNA binding; DNA-binding transcription factor activity
Source: RefSeq, a predicted model, not a curated record